Drosophila sechellia is the source of this 734-nucleotide messenger RNA. RefSeq names its product Protein Osi13 (gene Osi13). The coding region runs from base 1 to 633 and encodes 210 amino acids. Gene Ontology annotation, cellular component: membrane. NCBI's taxonomy places the organism in Eukaryota, Metazoa, Arthropoda, Insecta, Diptera, Drosophilidae. The record is from RefSeq and is a predicted model, not a curated record. The transcript is spliced from 2 exons.
AUGUUCAAGUCUUCGAUUUCAAUCGCCGUUCUUCACCUGCUCCUGCUGGUGUCCUUCGGUGGAGCUUACACCCUACCACCGGUGGUGCAGAUGGGUGGUGCAAUCGUGGCCGCCGUGGAGCAGGACGCUGAGCAGGAAGCUGCCGCCGAGGAGCGGCAGCGAGUCGAGCGUCAUUGGCUAUCGAUGGCCGAAACGCAGUUGCACAGCCUGAUCACAGACGAUUUGAGCCCCGAGGAGGUAAACAAUAUGCUGGAGACCUGGUCUACCGAAGGUCGCGGUAAACACAAAAAGCAAAAGAAGCUUAUGAAAAUGGUGUAUCCGCUUCUGGCUGCCGUUGCCGUUGCCAAAGUAGUUUUGCUACCCUUGAUCCUGAAAUGGCUGACGGCGCUUUCGACCUCAUCGUUCGUCAUGGGCAAGAUUGCAUUGGUCACAUCCGGUAUUUUGGCUCUGAAGUGGAUUUUGUCUGGAGGACAUGCACACGAUCGCCUGGAGAUAAUUCACUCUCAUGCACCACUCGUUAAAGGAUUACACGCCAGUGAUUUAUCCUCCAGCGGAAGCAGUUGGAUGCCCAUUCGACAGCCCUUUAUACCACUGGUCUCCAAAGACCCUAACUUGUACAAGCCAUUUUUAUAGGUUAGUUAGAAACGAAAGUGAGCGUGGGGAAAACAAAAAUAAUUUUAUUUAAAGUACCAAAACUCAAUGCCUGUUACAUGUUUCCCAAGUGAAGGGCAACU